Molecule: messenger RNA, 2030 nt
Organism: Ostrinia furnacalis (Asian corn borer)
Lineage: Eukaryota; Metazoa; Arthropoda; Insecta; Lepidoptera; Crambidae
Exons: 1
Coding region: 757-2007 (416 amino acids)
Biological process (GO): sensory perception of taste
Cellular component (GO): membrane
Source: RefSeq, a predicted model, not a curated record
UUUGAGGUUUGGAGGAAGACUCAAUUUAAGUGACAAGACACACUUGGAAAAGUACGAGUAAAUUCAGGAUUCAACAUAUUUUUACAAAAUGAGCUUUUUUGUAGAGUAACUUAGUUACCUGUCAAUGGUUACGGAACUUUUCACACCCUGUUUUCUUUGGUUGACAAUGUUUCGAUAACUAUGAAAAAUAGAGUAGGUAAUUUACCAAUGCCUGGGCAAGUUGUCUAAUAACAUUAACAGUCUUCUUCUUCUAUUGUACUUAUAACUACGGGUUGUAAAUAACCAUUAAGGUAAAAGCUUAUUGUGGCUAACGUAGAGAAAGAAAGAAAAAUGUAAUGAAAACAUUUAAUACAAAAAAGCAAUUAAUCAAGUUAGAAGUUGAAGUUAGAAGUUUCUAAACUGUCUUACAAUGUAUUUUAUUAAAUAGGUCAAAUGGGUGUUAAAUUUUGUGAAAAUUUAAUCCAGCUCAUUCAAACCCGCGGGCGAUUGCUGAGUAUUUAAUCCAUAAUAAGUAAGCUUGUGUUUGUUUUCUAAGCUUAUAAAUAAAACAACGAAGCAAUACACUUAGUAUGGCAAUGAGUAUUUUGAAAAGCAACUUAAUUAUCGUAAUGCGUUUGAUAAAUAGAUACUGGAUUAAAAGUAGUUUAUAUAUCGAUAGGUUUACAGUUUCGACUUAACUGUGGUAGAGCUGACAAUUGCUCAUGUGAACAUAUUAAAUAUAAUACUUCGCAUAUCAAUUUGCUGAAAACUGUCAAAAUGGAAGCAACGCGCCUUUCUCGUCAACCUUCAACUGAAGAGGCUGAGGUAACUGAUAAAAAGAAUAACAAAAUCAUAGAACUUGCUAACACCAUUCGACUUGCUAUGCGUAUUGAGUACGGAUUUGGAAUAUUCAGGUUUCGCCAACACGAUAAUCAAUUGGCCCCAAUCAACAAGAAAGUGAAAAUAUUUUGCAUAGUAUUGAUGAUUACCGUCGUCGUAUUGUUUUCGGUAUUCAAUAUAAUACCAUCGGACGUGGCCACGGGCUAUUUAGUGAAGAUUGAUAAAGUGCCGUCCAUAGUGAUAUUGAUCCAAUAUGUCAUUUCUGCAAUCAGGACGUCGCUAUUUUUUAACGAAGGAAACAUCCGCAUCAUAUCAACCCUCGCAGACCUCGAUUCUAAAUUGCACAUAAAUACCAACCAAGAUUUCUACAGAAAGUCCAAAAGGGUUACCCUUAAAAUCGUGAUCAUACUUCAUCUCGUACAUUUUAUUGUCAGUAUAAGUGACCUGUUUGCCGAUAAUUCUAAUUUUAGAAUGAAAAUAGGUAAACUUGUCAUAUUACCUAUUUAUCUGGAGCAGUCUCUUGAAAUAAGCGUCUUCUGUUUGAUGGUUAUGAUGUUGACGCGUAGACUCAGCAUCAUUAAUAAUUACUUGUUGAAGUUCAUUAACGAAAAAGACACUAACAAAGCUUCGGUAUUUAUCGUGAAAGAAAAAAAGGAGGUCCCGGAGGAGUUCAACUUGAUCGGCCGCUCGUCGUCCGAUAAUACGAAGAUAAGAGACUUGGCAGCGGCCUACGACAUUAUUGGCGAAACCUGUGCCCUUGUCAACGAGGUUUUUAAUUUCCAGAUAUUUAUGACUCUAGUUGCUACUUUCACUUACGUCGUCAUCACAAUUUGGACUGGUUUGGAUUAUUACCGUAGUUCUUCAGGAGAGAACACAGGCGAGCUGGCCACAAUCAUCAUUUGGUGUUUCACAGAAUUCUGCUUAAUUGCAUUUAUGUCAAUGACUUGUGAGAAGUUACUCCUGGCAAGAACUGAGACAAAGGUGUUGAUAAAUAAGAUCAUCAUGGACUACGAUUUGCCAAAGACCAUGAGGGUUCAAGCGAAAGCUUUUAUGGAGUUAAUUGAAGCAUGGCCGUUGCGAAUUUUUAUUUACGACAUGUUUUCAGUUGAUAUCACGUUAAUGCUUAAAUACAUAAGCGUGUCCACUACAUAUUUGAUUGUAAUAAUACAAAUCUCGCAUUUUAUUUAGGUUGAAGAUUCAAAAAAUAUUAG